AUGACCACUUCUAAAAAGAUCCGGAUCGGAACUCGGGCGAGUGCCCUGGCGCGGUGGCAGGCGGAAUGGGUUGCGGCGGAAUUGAAGUCUCGGGCCGGAGUUGAGGUUGAAUUGGUGCCGAUCUCCACGGCAGGCGAUCGCCAGCAACAGGGCCCCAUCGGCAGCAUCGGCACCCAGGGCGUGUUCACCAAGGAAAUCCAGAAGGCCCUGCUCGACGAUCGUGUGGACGUGGCCGUUCAUAGUUUGAAGGACUUGCCGACGGAUCAAGUCGAAGGACUCAUGCUGGGGGCAGUCCCACCGCGAGAGUCGCCGGGCGACGCACUGGUUUGUCGCGAGAAGCAAACACUGGAUGAUCUACCUGUGGGGGCCGUUGUGGGAACCGGAAGCCCUCGACGCCGGGCGCAGUUGCUGAACCUGCGCCCCGACUUGUCGGUGAAAGACGUACGGGGCAACGUCGAUACCCGACUGCGUAAGCUGGACGAUGGCGAGUACGACGCCCUGGUGUUGGCCAAGGCUGGGCUGGUGCGACUCGAGCUAGAUGAUCGUAUCUCUUACGUGCUUGCUAGCGAGCAGUUCUUGUCCGCCAUCGGGCAAGGUGCCUUGGGGAUUGAGAUUCGCGAGGGUGACGCAGAGACCCUGGAAGCCGUCGCCCACCUGAACGAUUCGGCAACUUUCGCAGCAGUUGCGGCUGAACGUGCGCUGCUGGCCCAUCUCCGCGGAGGUUGUCUCGCACCGGUGGCAGCACUGGCUGAGCCGAACGAUGACGGAACGCUUCAUCUACGAGCAGUGGUGCUCAGCAACGACGGCUCGCAACGUCUCGAUGCGUCGCAAACGGCACCGACUGAAGACGCCGUGCAGCUAGGGCGUGAGGUGGCCGAAGCAUUGCUGGCACAGGGGGCUGCGAAGUUGAUUGCUGCGGCCCGCGAUGCGGGUUAG
Cladocopium goreaui is the source of this 936-nucleotide messenger RNA. Lineage: Eukaryota; Dinophyceae; Suessiales; Symbiodiniaceae. The record is from the annotation of a GenBank genome assembly.